Molecule: messenger RNA, 1101 nt
Organism: Hordeum vulgare subsp. vulgare (domesticated barley)
Lineage: Eukaryota; Viridiplantae; Streptophyta; Magnoliopsida; Poales; Poaceae
Product: CRS2-like protein, chloroplastic
Exons: 9
Coding region: 258-971 (237 amino acids)
Molecular function (GO): peptidyl-tRNA hydrolase activity
Source: RefSeq, a predicted model, not a curated record
AUUCUCUUGCACACACGACGGCGAACCUCUCGGGAAAAAUAAGGCGACGCGACGGCGCUGGAGCCGGCGGCCACUCCACACACCCCACAGCGCGCUCAGGCGAACGAGCGGAUCAAGACCAGGCGCAUCGGCGGUGCCCCCUGCUUCGCGGCCGUCUUCACCGGUGCCGUGGGGAUCAUCGCGCCCUCUGCAGCCGACUUAAUUUUCCAUCAGGUUUUGCACUUGUGGCAGUGUGGACGCCUAUGAUUGAGUAAGUCAUGAGGGGAAAACUUUGGAUAAGAUUUGCUCCCUUUCUUUCUAAGCGUUAUGUCUCUACCUGCCGGACAUCCUCACUGUCUCCAUCUUCGUCGAGCUCGGUAAUACAACCAUGGCUCUUUAUUGGUCUCGGUAACCCCGGUGAGAAGUACCAAUCCACCAGACACAAUGUUGGGUUUGAUAUGAUAGAUGCAUUUGCAGAGUCUCAGGGCAUAUCCCUGACCACACAUCAUUUCAAAGCACUAUUUGGUGAAGGGGUGGUAGAUGGUGUCCCUGUUUUGCUUGCCAAGCCUCAAACAUACAUAAAUCUGAGCGGUGAAUCUGCUGGUGCACUUGCUGCCUAUUAUAAACUGCCACUUCACCGUGUCAUAGUGGCAUAUGAUGACACAGACCUUCCAUGUGGAGUUCUCCGUUUGCAACCUAAAGGAGGAUAUGGACGUCAUAAUGGGUUGAAGAGUGUGAUCUACCAUUUUCGCAAGAACCGGGAAUUUGGUCGAUUAAGGAUUGGAAUUGGACGACCGCCCGGUCAGAUGGAUCCCAAAGCUUUUGUGCUUCAGAAGUUCAAUAAGACUGGUCGGGAACGGAUUGAUUCGGCCAUAAAAGAGGGAUGCGGCAUUCUGAAGAUGGUGGUGACCAAGGGUCUGACGGAGGCGGCGAGGGUGUCAAAUGUGGAUCAGAAGUACAAGCAUCUGGUCUCACAUGACCAGCAGUUGUAAUCCAAGAUGGCCACAAACCGCUUGGGCCUGGAGAAACGCUGUGUGUGUUUUGUAAGUUGUGACGUGCUUGUUCGGCCUCAAGUUUUAACAGCAUGGUAAAAGAUGUAUAACAUCAACAGUUGUCUCUCGA